Molecule: messenger RNA, 1969 nt
Organism: Saccoglossus kowalevskii
Lineage: Eukaryota; Metazoa; Hemichordata; Enteropneusta; Harrimaniidae
Product: ran GTPase-activating protein 1-like
Biological process (GO): nucleocytoplasmic transport; activation of GTPase activity; signal transduction
Cellular component (GO): nucleus; perinuclear region of cytoplasm; cytosol
Molecular function (GO): GTPase activator activity; small GTPase binding
Source: RefSeq, a predicted model, not a curated record
CCACCGGGUUUCCAUGUGAUUUGAUUAGUAGUUUUUGUCUGUUGAUUUUUUUAGCCGGAUUUUUUUACUCUUUCUCUCGAUAAUCACUUUAACCAAUUGCAUUUAGAACAAGUUCCCACAGUCGGUUAUGGCAGUGAAAAGCGAACCCGAUGUUGCCGAUUUGUUGGCCAAGGCAAAACUUGAACAAGUAAACGAAGUGUCAUUCGCCGGAAAGGGCCUGAAACUUGACACAGCCGAAGAUGCUGCCGAAAUUGUCAAAACCAUAAAUGAAUCCAAAGAUGUGCAAUCAUUACGGUUAGGAGGUAACACGGUUGGUGUAGAAGCCGCCAAAGCUAUUGCUAAAGCUCUAGAAAAUAAAGCAGAAUUUGAGAGAGCAAGAUGGAGUGACAUGUUUACUGGACGACUGAGAUCAGAGAUUCCUGUAGCACUGGAAAGCCUAGGAGCUGCCAUUAUCACAGCUGAAGCCCAUUUAGUGGAACUUGAUUUAAGUGAUAAUGCAUUUGGUGCAGACGGAGUGCGAGCAUGUACAGAGCUGCUGCAAAGCGAAGCAUGUUAUUCCAUAAGAGAACUUAGAUUUAAUAAUAAUGGACUCGGUAUAGGUGGGGGAAAAAUUUUAUCAGCAGCAUUAAUUGAAUGUCAUAAAAAAAGUUCAGCUGCAGGGAAACCAUUAUCACUGCAGCUUUUUAUCGCUGGAAGGAAUCGAUUAGAAAAUGAUGGUGCCACUGCCUUGGCAUUAGCAUUCAAGACUAUAGGAACACUCGAACACGUAGCAAUGCCACAGAAUGGUAUAAAUCACCAGGGAAUAUCAGCACUGGCAGAUUCGUUUGCAAAGAACGACAAACUGAAGAUAAUAAAUUUGAAUGAUAAUACAUUUACAGGAACAGGAGCUAAAUCAAUGGCCUCUGCGUUUGCUAACCUACCUGAAUUAGAAGUCAUAAACUUUGGUGAUUGUUUAGUUAGAUCUGCUGGAGCACAGGCAAUAGCAAAUGCCUUAGAGCAUGGAGUUCCUAAACUCAAGGAAUUGAAUUUAUCGUUUGGUGAGAUCAAAAAAGAUGCAGCCCUGGCAGUAGCUAAAAGUGUGCAGAGUAAAAAGAAUUUAGAAAAACUUGACUUAAAUGGUAAUGGCCUUGGAGAAGAAGGGAUAGAUUCAAUUAAUGAGAUUUUCGAAUCUGUUGGCAUAACAGACAAGCUUGGUUCUUUUAGUGAUGAUGAAGGCGACAGUGAAGAUGAAGAUGGUAAUGAUGAGGCAGAGGAGGAGGAAGAAGAAGUAUCAGAAGUGAAAGAGGAGGUAGAAGGUGACGUUUCAGAAGAUCCUGCGUUACAAAUUCAAGGUACGGCGAUUACACCAAGAAGUCAAGAUGACAAGGCUACUGUUACUAUUGGUGACUUCCUCCAGUCUCCCUCAUCUGAUAAGUUACUUGCAUUAGGUAGCAACAGAUCACAGCUGUUUGUUGAUGAACUUGGGAAAGUGGAAAAUUCAGACAGUAUCGUGAAGAUGUUCUUCAAAGUGUCAUCAGUCAUGGACUUAGAGAAUGAGAAUGUUACCAAUGCUGUCUACCAAUGUUCAGAUGCUAUUAUGAGUAAAGCGUAUUGCAGUGAUCUUAGACCAGAAGAAAUAGUAAAUAGCGUAUUAGUUUAUUUGGGACUUCUUAAGAGUGAAGAUAAAAUCAAACCAUUUCUCCAGAUCAAAGGAACAAUAAUCACUUUGGCACAUGUUGUAAAGCAAAACUAUUUUCCUAUUGUAUGUGCUACUACACUCAUCGCUUUCCUAUCAAGUUCCAUGCAAUCAAGGUCUGCACAGUAUAUUGUGGGAUUCGGAAACUCAUUUAUAAUCACUAGUAUUGAAGCGAGUGAGAUUGGCGGGGCUGGUGCUCUAACAGUGAGCACACAGAACAGCGGUAUUGUAAUUUAUGUUAGAAUGAAUUUCACCCCACAUUCCAUCUUUAGCUCGUUCACAAUUAAGAUUUGA